GAAUAGAGAACCUCCGUUUCGGUUUCCCGCCAUUGACGACGGGGAGAAGCACUGAACAUCCUCUAUCACUCCUCCUCGAUUGACAUCUCUUCUUUGAGAUACUGACAUCGAAGGACGUGAAGAAGCAGAAGAGUUCGCCGGAAGCGCCAGGGAUCGGAUGGCGGACGUGAAGAGGUGGAGCGUCACCUAUACCAAGCACUUGAAGCAGAAGCGCAAAGUCUAUCACGAUGGCUUCUUAGUUCUCCACUCUUCAGCCCACAAGGUUAUGCUCUACGAUGAAAGCGAGACGCUGUUGGAAUGCAGGAUUCUCAAGGACGAAGAGUUCGUCAGAUCGGGCGAGUCGUUGACGUUUAAUGCUUAUCUGAUCGAUGUUGGCGACCCCGAGGGCGAUCUAGAGGCCUCUAAGGAUUCCAAAAACAGUUCGAUGAGCAGAAAUGAAGCCAUGAGCCCUCCUGUUUCUGCCGGCUGGGUGAGUAAAACUGAGAAGAAUAAAGCACAGAAUAUUAGCCUCAGUCCAUCCCGGAAAAUCAUCAGAGAGUUCAAGAAGAGGGAAUUGCACAAGUAUGGCACUCUGCAAAAGAGCACAAAUUCAGUAGAACCUAGGGGAACAGAGUGGCAAGUCUUAUAUACAACACAGUUAACUCAAAAGGCUAAGAAGUACCACGACGGCUUCUUGCGUUGCCCAAACACUGGCUCUAUGGGUAGGCAGACCCUUUUAAAUAUUUCUCAGGUUAUGCUGUACGAUGAAAGCUGGAAGCUAUUGGAAAGUAGAUUUCUGAAGAAGGGUGAAGAAGUAAGGUCUGGCGAGACAAUGGAAUUCCACGGGCUCUUGGUUGAGGUUGGUGAAUGCAAAGGAAACAAUAAAACUGUACUAGAUAUGAAUGCUAAAGGAAGUAGCUGCAGUUCUUUCCAGAAAUUAGAGGCGCCGAAUCAGCGUAUCGACAUUAAUGUGGGUAGAGCAGUAGUAAAAGAAUGGCAAGUGUUGUACACCACACAAGUAACUCAAAAGGCGAAGAAGUAUCAUGAUGGAUACUUACAGCUUGUAACCUGUGGAUCCCUAGGGAGACAGGUCAUGUUGUACGAUGCUAGCAGGAAACUCUUAGGCAGUAGGUUCCUCAAGAAAGAUGAAAUAAUAGGUUCAGGUUUUUCUGUCACGUUUGAUGCUCAUCUAGUUGACAUCGGGGAACCAGAAGGGCAAGGAGCUGCACCGACAAAUUCAAAAGAUCAAGGAAUCUGUUCUGGUGGCACUGGUGACAUAAGGAUAGGCCAUGGAAACUUAGAUUGUACCAAGGUUAACGAGUCAAUGAAAAGAGUCCAUUCUUCAGAGAUGACUUGCUCUGGGAGAAGUGCCUGCACAGACAGUGGAAGCUAUUUCUCAGAAAAACAGAAGUCAAGCCAAGGAAUUUCAAAGGACAAGCCUCUACGUGAUGCUUUAGGAAUAUUAUCGAUCCUCCAGAAACCAGCUUAUAAAGGGAAUGUUGCUGCUGAUUAUGGGAACAAGUCAUUGUUGGUGACAUUAGAUUCCCCAACCAAGAAGAUUGAGGAGUCAGAUGCUUGCACUUUUAAUUCUUGCAAUGAUAAUGAACUACUGAGUGCAUUAGCAACAGAAGCUGGCUCAAUUGAACAAUCCAACGAGAACCCGAGAAUUAAGAGGCCAACCUCCCUUGGGGGUACUACAGGUGAAAGCGAGAGCAAGGAGAAGAAUUUUGCCAGGGGAUCUGCCAUUGAUGAAGGCAAGAUUUCAGGAGUUGAGAGUGCAUCAAAAGUGGAUGAAGAGUGGCCAAGUUUUGAUCUCGGAUUUUGAGCAGGCAGUGCUGCAUUUUAAUUACUCGGUAAUGUCUUGUAAUAAUAUUGCGUUGAUAAAAUGAAGGCCGGAGAAUCUUACAGCUCAUACCAAACACUGUCCAGUAUGAGAAACACUUGCACAGUUGCUUGACCCCAGUCAUGUACCGCACUUUUGGGUCUUAUAUCUAAAGUUCUUUUUCUUUUCUUUUA
Punica granatum (pomegranate) is the source of this 1995-nucleotide messenger RNA. The record is from RefSeq and is a predicted model, not a curated record. NCBI's taxonomy places the organism in Eukaryota, Viridiplantae, Streptophyta, Magnoliopsida, Myrtales, Lythraceae.